Messenger RNA from Saccostrea echinata, 1462 nucleotides. RefSeq names its product DNA primase small subunit-like. The record is from RefSeq and is a predicted model, not a curated record. The transcript is spliced from 13 exons. The coding region runs from base 26 to 1279 and encodes 417 amino acids. NCBI's taxonomy places the organism in Eukaryota, Metazoa, Mollusca, Bivalvia, Ostreida, Ostreidae. Gene Ontology annotation, cellular component: alpha DNA polymerase:primase complex. Gene Ontology annotation, biological process: DNA replication, synthesis of primer.
UUUGGCGCCAAAUUUCGACAACAUAAUGACAGAUAUUUCCAAAUACGAUGCAGCUUUUCUACCUGAUUUACUUCCUAUGUACUACAAAAAGUUGUUUCCAUAUGGUUUAUAUUAUCGAUGGUUAAACUAUGGAGGAGUCCCCAAAUCCUACUUCACCAAUCGAGAGUUUUCUUUCACCCUAAAAGAUGAUGUAUAUAUAAGAUAUCAGUCCUUUACUGACCAGCAAGAAAUGGAGAAAGAAAUUCAGAAGAGAUGUCCAUAUAAAAUUGACAUUGGUGCAGUGUUUUCACAUAAGCCUAAAGAACACAAAACUGUGAAAGCUGCAGCAUUUCAGGCCCAAGAGAAGGAACUCGUAUUUGACAUAGACAUGACAGAUUAUGAUGAUGUGCGGACAUGUUGUUCAGGAGCAGAUAUUUGUGACAAGUGUUGGCCCCUGAUGCAGAUUGCAGUAAAAAUCCUAGACAGAGCAUUAGAAGAGGAUUUUGGAUUCGAACACAGACUCUGGGUAUAUUCUGGACGACGUGGAGUCCAUUGCUGGGUGUGUGAUGAAACAGCACGAAAACUCUCUCAGAAUGGAAGAACAGCUGUGGCUGAGUAUCUUAGUCUUGUCAAAGGUGGUGAACAUCAGAAUAAAAAAGUCAAUCUGGAUACUCCAACUCUUCACCCAUUUAUCAGCCAUUCCUUAGAAAUUGUCAAGGCCAGAUUUGAGGAUUAUGCUGUGAAGAAGCAGGAUUUUUUGGGUGAUGAUGAAAGACGGAAGAAAGUCUUAUCAUUAAUAACAGAAGAAAAAUUAAGAUCUCCAUUGGAAGAAAAUUUUGAAAAGGAAUUUGAUGGUGCAGUUUCCAAAACAGCGUGGGAUGUUAUGAAAAAAUAUGUAAAAAAUGAGUAUCAGAAUAAGUUUAAAGGAUCUAAAUAUGUACUGGAGGAGAUAAUGCUACAGUACUGCUACCCUCGACUGGACAUUAAUGUCAGCAAAGGAGUCAACCAUUUAUUGAAGAGUCCUUUCUGUGUUCACCCCAAGACAGGUAGAGUGUGUGUUCCAUUUGAUCCCAAGAAAGUUGAUGACUUUGACCCCAUGAGUGUCCCUUUGAUAAGUGAUAUUUUGGAAGAACUAAAUUCAACUGAGAAGGAAGACUCGAGCAAGAGGACGAAAGAUUUUAACCGAACAUCAUUGAAAGACUGCAUCCAGGUCUUUGAGAAGUUUGUGAAAAAGCUAGAGGAAACUUGGAAGGGAAAGGGAAAGUUCAUAGAACAGAGUGAUAUGACAAUGGAGUUCUAGGACUACACAGGAGACUGAUGAAUGUGUAUUUAUUUUAACAACCAAGUAUUUACAACAUGGACAAAAACUGAUAUGUAUGUACAUUUUGCAGUAAACAGGGCCUAUGAGGUGACUGUACAUUAGGCAAGCUUAAAAGAUUCUUUGUUUGCAGUUGCCAAUCUAUAAUUUUUAGAGUGGGUAGGU